Molecule: messenger RNA, 1314 nt
Organism: Anopheles marshallii
Lineage: Eukaryota; Metazoa; Arthropoda; Insecta; Diptera; Culicidae
Exons: 9
Coding region: 1-1314 (437 amino acids)
Source: RefSeq, a predicted model, not a curated record
AUGGAUUGGACAGCAAAUGAUAAGAUUGCACAGUACUAUCACUACACUUGUCUGAGUGAGAGAAAUCUUGAACUCGCGCGGUUGAAAACCGUAUACGAAAAGGCUUGCCAUGCGGAACAUUUUGCUAACGUAGAAAAAGAACUGAUCACCCUGAAUGAGGCACUUAAAAGAAAGCUAAUAAUUAACGAAUCUAACAUCCGCAAUGUCAUACAGCAGGAUUGGUUUUUGGAAAUACCUAGCGAAUGUAUGCAGAAAAUACAUUCCAACUUUGAUGAAAUGAACAUUGCCAAACGAAAAUCAUUGGAUCUAUUGAUGCUGAAGGUGAACUCACUACGGGAACAGUACCGUAAACUACUGAUGAAAAUAUUUUCUUGUAGAAUUCAGAUUGACACACACGAUCCAAGAGCAACGGAAGAAAAGAUUAAGUACAGAUUAACGGCAUUGCAGUUGAAUCGCUGUGAGGCAUCGAUAAGAAAUGCUCGUAACGUUCAAAAUUACUAUCGUCGUAUUGGAAAUUUCAUGUUGAAGGACAACCUUUACAAUGAUCGCUCAUUAGCAGCGUUAAAGCAAGCUAUCAAAGAACAGAAGACACUCAUACGCAAAACUACUGUAAUUGGACGUUCGGUUAUUGAAAAAGUGGUUUCACUGAAUAAAGAUCUGAAGAAAUCUACGAUAGGUUUCAAUAUUGAUCGUGCACGCAAUAUGAAAUCGUUAAUGUACCACAAAACCAUAUUGACGAGAGAGCGAACAGCGAUAACAAGUGCCAGCAUGGGUGAGAUUGAUCCUAAACGUUGGCCAUCACGUUACGAUUCAAUUACUCCCAGUAUGAUAGCGUUGCAAAAGGAAAAAGAAAGCUUACACAGUACGAUAGAAAAAUUCAAACACACAUCUCUAACUGUAUGGGAAUCUAAAAUUCUUAAAGAGAUGGAUGCUAAGACUCAGAAGAUGAUACAACUGGAGAAAGAUAUUUAUGAGAACGAAAGAAUCUACAAAGAGUUGGACGGAACGAAUGAAAACACGAAACACUAUGUUCAGGGCGGUUGUACAUUGGAUUCACCCAGCUUGCUCUGCCAUCAGGACAAUGUGGUCAUGUGCCUCGAGAAGGAGAAAGCGAUUCAAACCACAUUGAAAGCUUCGUUGGCACGCCUUAAAUCGUUCCACAUGCGUUUGGAUCAAUUCUUUGCCUACAUUUCGAAAAUUCUAGAACAAAACACUAUCGAACCCUUCACUUCUGGCGAACACGACAUAGCUGAACAGCACAUAACAAUGUCAGCGUUGUUACGUUUGUUCCGGUCUGAGCAAAUCAUGAAGUGA